Molecule: messenger RNA, 1727 nt
Organism: Blepharisma stoltei
Lineage: Eukaryota; Ciliophora; Heterotrichea; Heterotrichida; Blepharismidae
Source: the annotation of a GenBank genome assembly
AUGGCAAAACCCCUUGAAGGAGAUGGACUUAUUGAAAACAUAUAUUACUACGCUUGACAACGUGAAGGAGACGAUACCUCAUUUCGAGGUUUUUAUUUACCACAUACAGUCAUUUAUAAGCAUCAACAGCCAAGAUCAUGGUUUUAUUCAUCUGGAGAUGGGACAAUUGUCAAAAAACCAAAAGACCAGCUUACUACCUUAAAUAUAGAGCAAGCAUUUCUUCAGUCUGUUUCUAAGUCUGGGAUUGUAGCUUAUUUCACUUAUAUAGGUAAAGGUGGAAUUAGAGAAAUAGAAUUUUUCGAAGCUGAAGAACUCAAGCAUUUUUUGCAUUACAGGAACAAGUCACAAGAUGGAAUUUUACAGAAAUUUAUUGACCCUAAAGGAAUAAAAAAUAGCCAGAUCCAGAUGGUGUGAAGUCCAAGUAUCUGCUUAUUUGAGAUGAGAGAAAAUACAAAGGAUUUGUAUGAUUUGAGGUAUGACUUGUAUGAAAGAGCUGUUACUUUUGAAGGGGAGGAGUAUCAUAGCAGAGUAAUGCCUUUGAGAGGCUUUGAAAUAAGGAAUUAUAUGAGAAAUGUAGGGGAAGUGCUUGUCGAGCAUGUAAAGCUUGUUACAGAUAAUCAGAUGUCUAUAUCAAGAAUGGUAAUUCAUUUUAAAAUUGAUGCUAAAGAUAGACUUUGGCUAUUAAUGGCAACUUCAGUCCGCUGCCAGUCCAGCAAACCAUUAGAUCUUGUGAGCUUAACCAAGCUGCCUGACACUGUGAACCCUAAAAAAGUUUCCUCAAAUCCUCAAAAUCCUGUAUCCCUCCAAAAGUCAGUUUUAUGCAAUAACUGCGAAAACCCUUGUGAAGUUGAAAGAAUGUGUGAUAUUGCCUAUAAGUUUGUGAUAGAUUCCAAUUCUCAAGAAAUCCCCAAAUUAAUUGCAAGAAAUCACCCAAAAAUGACUUUAUUCGAUUAUCUCAAACAUAAGAAAAAUGUUGUUUUUCUUAACAAAAAAACACUUGUAUGUGACGACUGCUACUUAAAAUUCACUGAGCCAAUUCAUUAUGCAGGUGCUUGGACUGAAAGACUUGACUAUUCCCCUUCCAGACAUCUUAACCCUACCAAGCUUUCAAUUAGAAGAGAAAUUACAAAUUUAACAAAAUCAUUAACCCCAAUUAAAUCCAGGCAUUUAUCAACAGUAAAAGAAAAACCUAACUACCCCCUCCGUGAGUGUACAAAACCAUUAGAAAAAAUCCCUUUUUUGCCCAAAAGCCCACCCUCCUUAAGCGAACAAAAAUUUUUAAAUAAAAAAUUUUUUUAUGAAAAAAAAUUGAUAUAUAAGUGAUAAUUAGUAUAAUAAUGAAUUCUGUGUAAUUUUAAAAAAAUUUGCAUUUUAAAACAUUUUAUAAAUUAAAUUAAUAUUUGCUUCCGAUUUUUUUUAAAAUUUCGAAAAAAAAAAUUUUCUAUAAAAUUUAUAUAUAAAUUUUUGUAAAAAAAAAAAAUAAACCCCACGGAAGGGGGAGUAAGCGCCUUAAAAGAAGGAAUAAAUCGAAAGAAAAAGUGAAUUCAGAAGCCAUCCUUUUAUCUGGAAAUAAAAAAUUCCCUAAAAUCCCUUUUUUGAAUUUGAAGAGGUUUAGCGAAGACAGAAGCACAAAUGUCGACAGCUUGGUUUCUUCUGCGAAUUAUUUCCAGCCUGAAAAAAGAAAAAUUGUUGAUGAUAUAUUGAAAGCUAUUGAGGAUAACCGUUAA